Alternaria postmessia is the source of this 1890-nucleotide messenger RNA. RefSeq lists its product as uncharacterized. The transcript has 4 exons. The record is from RefSeq and is a predicted model, not a curated record. Bases 1 to 1890 code for a protein of 629 amino acids. Gene Ontology annotation, molecular function: ATP binding; ATP-dependent protein folding chaperone. NCBI's taxonomy places the organism in Eukaryota, Fungi, Ascomycota, Dothideomycetes, Pleosporales, Pleosporaceae.
AUGAGCCAUACGUUUCCGAACCGAGGGAGUAGUAUCCCGUACACAUUCAACCCCGGAAGCAAUGCGACUGUCGACAUAACCAGCGUGCCCGAAAUAGGUGGCCCUACGAAGGACAGGUUGGUCGUCGGCGUUGACUUUGGAACCACCUACAGCGGUGUGGCUGCUGUAUAUAGUGCAACCCCUGACGACAUCGACAUCAUCAAGACAUGGCCCGGAGGGAACGGCAUCACUUCCGACAAAGUACCCACAGAAAUUGGUUACAGCGAAUCACCCCCCGCCAACGGCUCGACCUCCUCGCUCGAUGCGUCCGCGAAACCCGCGCAAAACAUAAAAUGGGGCUUUCAAUUCAAGCCAGAGGAGACGCGUCUCCGGUGUAUAAAGCUAUUUCUCGAUAGGAACCAGAAACUGCCGCAUUUUGUAUCACCGCUCGAAACUGCUGCGCAAUUACGCAAGUUUGAGAAGACGGUUAUGGAAGCAGUUUCCGACUACCUAUCGCAGAUAUACAAGCAUACGAUGGAAACAUUGACACGGAGAUACGGGGAGACGUUUAUCAGUUUGACCAAGGUUGAAUUCGUCUUGACAGUACCUGCUGUUUGGUCGGACUCAGCCAAAGAUGCGACGCUCAAGGCUGCGGAGAAAGCUGGCAUGGGCAACAGGCAUGAGCUGAAGCUCAUAUCGGAGCCCGAGGCCGCAGCGGUUUAUACCCUCAAGGCGAUACAACCAAACCAUCUCAAGAUCGGAGACAAUUUCAUUGUUUGUGAUGCUGGAGGUGGCACUGUCGACUUGAUAGCCUACAAGAUUACCCAACUCCAUCCUCUGCGUGUCGAAGAAUCGGCAGUCGGUACUGGCGGCCUCUGCGGCUCGACAUUUAUCAACUACCGAUUCGAAGACCACAUCAAGCAGCGCAUUGGCACCGAACGUUACAAUUGGAUGCGCGAAAAGAAGGUCAAGACUUGGAAUAUGGGCUUGAAGUACUUUGAGGAAUUUGUGAAGCGCAACUUCAACGAGGAGGAACACAAUGAGGUCAACAUACCUUUUCCGGGGCUGCCGGACGAUGAGGAAGCAGGAUUAGACUCUGGGUUCCUUGUCAUGAGCGCAGAGCAGGUCAAAGAAUUAUUCGAUCCAGUAGUCCAAGAGGUCAUUGAUCUAGUAGAAGGUCAGGUUCACAGUAUAAGAGCGAAAGGAGGUUUGGUGUGUGGCAUUGUCUUGGUUGGAGGCUUCGGACAGAGCAAUUACCUCUACGGUCGAAUGAAGUCUCACUUCAACAGCGCGCCCCCGCCUCCGUACACAGAAAGACCCACGCACGCUGUCGCAUUGAACGCCUCGCAGGCCGUCGAGAUAUACCACCCCAUACACGCAUGGACGGCGGUAGUACGAGGCGCAGUACUGCGCGGGUUGGAAGGCAAUAUGGUCAUUAGCAGAAGAAGUCGAUGGCAUUACGGAACCAGCUACGCGACAGUAUUCGACGAGGCAAAGCACCCCAUUUCCGAUCGAUAUUGGAGUCCGCUUUGGGAGCGAUGGAUGGUGUCCGAUCGCAUGCAGUGGCACAUCGCAAAGGGCGCACAAGUGUCGGAAAACCGACCCAUAUCCUUCCACUACACGCGCAACUUUCGCCCUGGCCAAUCUCUCAUCGUAGAAGACGACCUCAUAGCCUGCGACUCUGACACGGCUCCUGACUCCUUCAAGAAGGGUCUCAUCAACGUUUGUACACUUACUACCGACCUGAACACGGUGCCAAAGAGCUUGUUCACGCGGUUGACGACGACAAAGGGGGUGGAGUUUGAUAAUCUAGAUUUCACACUGGAUAUGCGGUGUGAGAGUGCGGGAUUGGUGUUUGAAUUGAAGGUUGAUGGAGUGAGAUAUGGAGGGGUCAGUGCGAAAUUCCAUUAA